AUGGCUGGAUUCCACGUAAAUAUCGACCAAGCAGAAUCCUUUUAUCAGCGGAUCGAGUGUCGACACCCGGCUCGUAUUGAAUUGGUGCAGGAAUAUGCUGUCUACUGCGACCAAGUCGCUCCGCGCGGCGAGUGUGGUGUGCGCAAUCUCGUCCGGGAGGGCUCAGGCGGUAAUUCGGCAGGUGACGUCGUGGACGGAGCUCGGUUUGAAAGGAGAGGAAUCAUGGAAGGGGCCAGCGACGCUAAACAGUGA
Messenger RNA from Penicillium angulare, 252 nucleotides. RefSeq lists its product as uncharacterized. The transcript has a single exon. The record is from RefSeq and is a predicted model, not a curated record. Lineage: Eukaryota; Fungi; Ascomycota; Eurotiomycetes; Eurotiales; Aspergillaceae. The coding region runs from base 1 to 252 and encodes 83 amino acids.